AUGACAGAGAAUCUGUCAAGGUUCCGGGACCAGUUCAGCGGCAGAGUCCCCAACCAGGACUGGCUAGACCAAACAACAACAGAAGUUCUCAAGGCAGCUGGCUCCGAACUCGGCUCAGCCAUGAAGAGGCUCACGAAAAACGCAAAGAACAACGAGGAUCAUGCGCUCGAAGCCCGAGUGUUGAGUUUUCCUCGCACGGGGGUGUAUCACAACAUUUUGUCGAGCAGCGAACUCGGAAUUAUGUGGCAACAAUUCUACCGCCAGCUUGAUCCGCUCGCACUUUUGGCACCAGAUUUUGAAGAGCCAGAACGCAUGAAAGACGACGCUCGUGCGGUCAUGGCGAUACUGCGGGAGGAAGAGCAAGAACGCGAGUGGCUGAAGCAAGACGAGGAACAAACUGAAGAGGCAGGAUACUGGGAGAUUGACGGCUGGGUCGUCAGCGAGGAGGAUCAAGAAGAGGAGGAAGCUGGAGGGCAAGAACAAGGAGACGCCCGUGUCGUCAUGCAGGAGCCGGAAGAGGAGGAUCAAGAACAUGCGGAAGCCGAAUCAGGCAGAGGAAGCAAGAAAGAAGACAGUGGGACUGAGAUCUGUUUGGCCAAUGCGACGUACACCAACGAGCCAUGCCCGCACUGUGGUUGGUGA
Podospora pseudocomata is the source of this 642-nucleotide messenger RNA. RefSeq lists its product as uncharacterized. Bases 1 to 642 code for a protein of 213 amino acids. The transcript has a single exon. NCBI's taxonomy places the organism in Eukaryota, Fungi, Ascomycota, Sordariomycetes, Sordariales, Podosporaceae. The record is from RefSeq and is a predicted model, not a curated record.